Molecule: messenger RNA, 1104 nt
Organism: Musca domestica (house fly)
Lineage: Eukaryota; Metazoa; Arthropoda; Insecta; Diptera; Muscidae
Product: trichohyalin-like
Exons: 2
Coding region: 92-1012 (306 amino acids)
Source: RefSeq, a predicted model, not a curated record
AUACAGAAGCCAAUCACUAAGAAAAUAAUAACGGAAAAGUUUUCUAAAAUAUUUAACACUGUUGCAAUAAUACAUCGUUUUCAUCGAAUGAAUGCAGAUUAUCGAUCAACUGAACAGGCGCGUGACACUUUGGCUCACACUAAUAGAAGAAUGGAUUCAACGUAUAGGGAAGAAGAACAACGGAGGGACACAUUGGCCCAUUCGAUUCGGAGAAUGGAUGCAACGUACCGGGAGCAGGAACAACGGAGGGAUACGGUGGACCACUCAAUACGAAGAAGGGAUCCGACGUAUCGCACUGAAGAGCAAGAGAGGAAUGCCCUUGCACACUAUCCAUCGGAUGGAUGCGACAUUUCGGGCAGGAGAACAAGAGAGGGAUACUUUGGCCCAAUCUAUUCGGAGAAUGGAUCCGACUUACCGAGAGGAGGAACAACAGAGGGACACUUUGGCACAUUCUAUUCGUAGAAUGGAUCCAACAUACCGGGAGGAAGAACAACAGAGGAACACUGUGGCCCAUUCUAUUCGGAGAAUGGAUCCGACUUACCGAGAGGAGGAACAACAGAGGAACACUUUGGUAAGAUCUAUUCUGCGACAAAAUGAAGAAUACCGCCAAGCCGAAAGAGAGAGGGACACGUCAAUGCAUAGAUUACGUCGAAGAAAUCCAUUUUUCCGUAUUAUGGAACAGGAGCGGAACACCUCAGCUCGUCGUGUCACCAGACAAGCUGCUUUGCAAAUACAAGAAACAGAAAGCAGGAUGAGAAAUUGCCGCGUCCUUAUUCAUCGUAUGGAUCCAAUAAACAGAGAAAAUAUAAACAUGAGACAAGCUCUGAGAAGUUCAGCAAGGAGAAGAAAUUUGUCGCCGGAGUCGAGGUCCGAACAGCGAGUUCAAGAUACUUUGAGGCACAGAUCUAGGAUACUUUCCGAGUUUUGCAAUGUCAUCAAGAGUGGACCCACAGAAAACAGUUUCCAUCUGAAAACGAUACAUAUAAAUUCUGCAACACAUGCCACAAAAUAAUAAAUGCGGGGAAGAUUCCGCCUAUGUGUCUUUCAGAAGGUCUGCAUUUUCCACCUAUUCCAAGUGAACUACAAGGAUUGACAUCGCUGGAA